Molecule: messenger RNA, 624 nt
Organism: Naegleria lovaniensis
Lineage: Eukaryota; Heterolobosea; Eutetramitea; Acrasida; Naegleriidae
Exons: 1
Coding region: 1-624 (207 amino acids)
Source: RefSeq, a predicted model, not a curated record
AUGUCAUUUCACAAUUUUAACAGCACAACGUGUCUGUUGCUCGUCAUCUUUGCAGCAACUUUGACACUUUUUACUGUGGAAACAUUUUCACAAUCACCAUCGGGAACACAACACAAUCAUGAACCCAGUUUAAAGAAGAAAAAGAAUUUCAAUGAUCAUCCAAGUUUUGAAUUUGAUCCUCAUCCAUUCCGAUAUGUUUUUCCCGAUUUUUUUGAAUGUGAUUCCAACGUUACCUCCAUUCGAACCUUUCUCGUGGUGUUAACAGGAAAAACCAAAGACAAACAAGAGAAGAGACAACUCAUUGAAAAACAAAAAUCAAAAUUUUCAACCAUGUUAGUGAGUAGCAUUGAGGAAUUGCGAGAACAGCCACAUCGAGUGAAGGAGCAUGAAGAACAAUUUAACAAAUUAGUAGAUUUGAUUUUUAAUGUGGAUUUAACACCUGCCAAAGUAUGUCAAUACGUCUAUGACACAGUAUUUGAAUAUGACAUGAAGAAAUUGGGAAAAACAGUGGUGCAUUCGAAGGAAGAAUAUGAGCGAGUGGUGAAAGAGAAGCAACGAGAGAGGGAACAGCGAGGGAAGAGCGCUCAAGAAGGUAAAUCAAAUAAAGAGAAGAAUGAACUGUAG